AUUUUUAAUUGCUAUGUGAUUUUUUAAUAUAACAAAACUCUAUUUAUUGAUGCAUUGCUAUAAUAAUAUUUUGCGAAAACAGUGAUAUAGUGGCUUUGAAAAGUUUGCAAACAUUAAAAGGUCAAUUAUGCAGCACAACAAUCUUUAUUUGUACUCUGGAUUAUUAUUUUGCUUAUACCUCGACCAACGUUGAUAAAAAUUUUGAUGAGAAGUUUCGACAGUUUGUUCACUAUAGUGCCACAAGGAGGAUCCUUUGUGACUGAUGAAAUCCUUGAUGUGGUAGAAGACGGCGUGAAUUUUGGGUGUUACGCUUGCACUAGUUAUUAUUAGUGAAAGGAUACGCAAAAAAAAGUAAACCCGCAUGGAGGACCCAAAUAGCCUGCUUCUUUCUAAUGAAAACCAUACGUUCAAUUAUGAUCUAAACGGUAUAUAUGAUCAUUUACAUAAAAAAGAGUUCAAUUUACCUAGAGAUGGUCGUUUACAUAAUGUACAGUACACUUAUCUAACAGAUGGUCGUUUACAUAAUGAACAGUACACUUAUCCAACAGAUGGUCGUUUACAUAAUGUACAGUACACUUAUCCAACAGAUGUUUAUUUUUAUAAUCCAAAUUGCGUAAGUCCAACAUGUAAAAAACACAAGUCAACAGGUUCAUUAGGUUCUACCGACAGUAUUGAAAGUGCAGAGUCCGCAAAUGAAGUUGUUGAUUUUUUUUCGCAGAAUAUCGCAGAGCGCAUAGAUAAACCAAGUAAGGAGUUAACGGAUUCAUAUGCUUCAGAUUGCAGUACAGAAAGUGUAGUUUCAGCAAUAGAACACUCUGAUUGCAGUUAUGCGUUUUGUAUAUUAAAUAAAGAAUUUCCUGACGUGUUUUACAAAAAACAGGUUCGUUUAAAAAAUCAAUCAAAGCAACGAAUAGACAAUGGAAAUGUAAGUUUUUUUCUCAACUUUGGAUCUGCUAAGGCACGGAAAUCUAUAGAAAGUAUUACUAUUAAAGUAAAACGUAAGCACUGCGAACAGCCUAAAGAUGUAAUUAUCAAACAUAGUCGGCAAUAUCCGGAUAAACCAAACCAGGUUCUCAUAACCUUAGAUUUGGAUUCUGUAUACGAGGUAGAUAACUUUCAAGUUUACAAAUUGGAUAAAAGUUUGCACGAUGAUAAAAAAUUAUUUUAUCUCGAAGUUGAAGUAAAGUUUUCAAAUAAAAUAACUAAAAAAGAACGUACUCAUGAUUUUCGUGUGGCUGGAAGAAAAUCUCAAAAAGUUUGUCCUAGCAUUAAUAAUGUUAACAUACUCAAAUGCAAAAAGUUAGUUGCAGAGUUUGUUCAAACUAAAACUUUGGAACUUGGAGAAAAAUUACGCAUAGACAACACUAUUCAGACAACUAAUGGUGAUAUUGCAUAUCAUUGGCCACUAGAGAAUGAAGAUGAACAAUUUAAAAAAGGAGAAGUUGUUGGAUUUAUUGCUGAUAUAAAUGGAAAGUAUUCUUUAAGGAAGCUGAAUUUACAAAACUGUACAGAGGCAAUUCUUAAAGGUGUUAUCAGUCGAUCAUAUUACUUGCAAGCUCAAGUUCCAACAGAUGGAAGGCGCAGUGAAACUAUAUGUAUGAUGGGUAUUGUUCCAGUCCAAGUAAAAGGCUCUGUUUCAGUUAAUGAUGCGCUAUAUGCAUCUCCAGACUUUCCUGGAUUUGCUGUAAGUCGUUACUAUCUCAAUAUCUGUUCGCUUCAAAGUAGUGCUCAUAUUGGAUAUGCAUUUUCUACGCAUAUUGCUGAAGAUGACAAAGCAGUAGGUAUGGUUGAAGCUGGGGUGUCAGUCUUAGAGUCAGCAAGGCAGUGUUUACUGGAUGUACAACUUCGUACUAUAAAAUCUCAAAUUGAUGACAUUUCUAUAAAACAAAAGCGAACAAAAAGAUAUACCUGCUUUUAUUUUAUUGUUUGCAUUACAUUGGCUGUUUUAAGUAGUGUUUUUCUCUACCAAAUCUUUGCACCUGGAACAAGUUUUCGAUACUUUCUUUGUAAACAAGGAAGAUUAAGUGGAUCUGCAUUUUUUCAGUAUACUCCGCUUGAUGAUGCAAAUGCUUAUCCUCAUGUUAAUGGUAUUGAAUUUGAAUUCUCAGUACUAAUGCAGAAGACAGCUCACCCAGGCUAUAAACAGUUAAACAUCACAGGAGUCAGAUACUACUUAAAUAUUGACCGUUGCGCUCACAUUUCUAUUAUACAAUCAAGAAAUGUUCAUUUCACAAAUCCUUUGACUUAUGGACCAGAGGUGUUUGCUGUAGACAAAAAAUGUUAUCAUGCGUUUUAUUACCAUGAAUCAAUUGAUUAUUGGCAGCAAUUUCAGUCUGUCUCCUGGGAAACCAAACAAAAUAUAUAUUGUCAACCUCCAUCUAUCUGGAAAAACUUUACACUGUCUGAAAGUUAAUCGCCGUUUAAUCUACUGAUGA
This is a messenger RNA of Hydra vulgaris (swiftwater hydra), 2435 nucleotides long. The record is from RefSeq and is a predicted model, not a curated record. NCBI's taxonomy places the organism in Eukaryota, Metazoa, Cnidaria, Hydrozoa, Anthoathecata, Hydridae.